AUGCACGAUUAUGUAAGAAUUAAUAGCAUAAAACUAGAACAAGAUUUAGAAGUAGAAGAAUAUUAUUCUUUAGAUUCUGGGUUAAGAAUAAUUUUAAAUAAAACAAAGAGUCCUAAGAUAUAUGGAUUUUUCACCUUAUUAACAGAAGCUGAGAAUGAUGAAGGGUUACCACAUACAUUAGAACAUUUAAUAUUUUUAGGUAGUCAUAAAUAUCCAUAUAAAGGAUUAUUAGAUUUUUUAGCUUAUAAAUGUUUAUCAGAAGGUACAAAUGCUUGGACGGCUAUUGACCAUACAUGUUAUACAAUAGAAACCUUUGGUAUAGAAGGAUUUUGUAAUAUUUUGCCGAUAUAUUUAGAUUUUAUUUUGAACCCUACGUUAGAAAAUAAUAUGUUUUUAUCAGAAGUACAUCAUAUAUUUGAAAACGGAACACAUAACGGAGUAGUAUACUCAGAAAUGAAAUCUAUCGAAAAUAAUUGUGAGAAUAUUGUAGAACGAACUGUUAUAACAAAUCUUUAUCCAAGUAAAAAAGGAGGUUAUAGAUAUGAAACAGGGGGAACCUUAGAAGGAUUAAGACAAACGAAUAAUAAUCGAGUUAGAGAAUAUUUUAAAAAAUUUUAUAAAUUAAAUAAUUUUGCUAUUAUUAUAUUUGGUAAUUUUAAAAAUGAUGUUAUACUAGACAUAAUACAUAAGUUUGAAGAAUAUCACCUAGAAUUAAAUCCUUCCCAAAAAAAACAAAUAAUAGAUAUAAAUAAUUAUUAUAAUGAUCAAAAUAGAAAUGAUAUUAUAAAAGAACAAAAGGAUAAUAUUUAUUUAAAUAAAGAAGGAAAAAAAAAUAUAUAUGACAUUCAAAAAUGUAAAGAAUUGUUUUUAAAAGAUAUUCAAAGUAAUAAUAGACCAUGGAGAAGACCUGAAAAUAUUGAAAAAAGAGAAGGAUCUUUAAUGAUUAAAAAAUAUUAUCCUUGUAAUAAUUUAAAUAAUGGACAAGUUACAAUAGCUUGGAGAGGAUGUGCUUGGGAAGAUGUACAAACCAAAUUAGCUAUAUCAUUAUUAGGAAAUUAUCUUACAGAUUUAACAACAUCUCCUGUAAGUAAACGAUUAUUAGAAGAUAAAGAAACAUACUGUAGUAGUUUAGAUUUUUCUCUUGAAGAUUUAAAAGAAAAUUAUUUUUCAAUAGAUAUAUAUGAUGUGUCAUAUAAAUAUAAAUGUAACAAAUUCUCUAACGGUAUUAAUGAUCAUAAUGUACGAACAAAUACGGAUACACAAAAAGGAAUCACCAACGUUAAUCAAAAUAAUAAUGAUAAUAAUAAUGAUAAUAAUAAUAAUGAUAAUAAUAAUAAUAAUAAUAAUAAUGAUCACUAUUGUAAGAAUAGUAUUAAGAAUAUACCAUGUAACCACCCCCAAGAUAACAAAAAUGUAAUCGAACCUUCAAGCGAAAAAUGUAAUAUUAAUGUAAAUCCAUCAGAUGUUCCUAAUGAUAAUAUAAAAAUGAAUGUUGUUGCGGAUAUCACAAGAAAUUGUUUAAAUGAAGUGUAUGAGAAACCAUUAAAUAUGGAUAGAUUAAAAAAUAUUAUUAAACGUUCCUAUUUACAACAUUUACGAGAUUUAGAGACAUCACCACAUUAUUUAUUAAACGAAAUAUUAAUUAAAUAUUUUAUUUAUGGAUCUAAUAUUUGUGAUUUAGAAAAAUGCUUAAAUUUAAAAAAAAUAUAUAUUAAACUUCUUAAUGAAGAUGAAAAAUAUUGGAAAGAUAUUUUAAAAAGAUAUAUUUUACAGAAUGAUUAUGUGGAAGUUCGUUGUUAUCCUAGUGUUAAGAAAGCUAAAAAAAUUGAAAAUUUUGAAAAAAAAUUAAUAGAAAUGGAACAACAGAAAUAUGGUAUGGAGAAAUUAAAUAAAAUGGUUGAGAAUAUUAAGAAAAUUAAAGAAAAUAUAGAAAAAAAACCUCCUAAAGCUUCAAUAGAUAUUGUUGAAUCUGCUAAACCAAGAAAUGUAUAUAUAGAAGGUAUAAGCGUUUUUAGAAAUUUCAAAUCUUUGAUGAAUGAACCUAACAAAACGGAUGAACAAAUUUUUGCAUGCGUCAAAGCUACAAUCACUAAGAAUGAUAAUAAUAAAAAAAAUAAUCAAAAUAAUGAUAAUAAUAAUAAUAAUAAUGAUAAUAAUAAUAAUAAUCAAAAUAAUGAUAAUAAUAAUGAUAACCAUAGCAAUAAUAGCUCCAUCGAGAAUUUUCGAUUAUUAAAAAAACUUACAGAAGAUUUAAAAAGAAUAAUUUUUCCUAUUCAACUAAGCAAUAUUUAUUCCAACUUUGUUUGUAUCCAUGUUUUGAUAAAUUCGAAAAAUAUAGAUAAGUGUUUAAAACCAUAUUUACCGUUAUUAAGCUAUCUUAUGUUCGAAACGGAUAUUGUUGUAAAUAAUAAAAAUAUAAAAUGUGAACAUUUUAUUGAAGAGAUGAUUAGAAAUACCAUUAAUUAUGAUUGUAAUUUUGGUCUUGGUGAAAAUGCAAAGAAUUUUAAGGCAGGAAGUUUAGGUAAUAUUAUAUGUAUACAAAUAGUAGGAUUAUUAGAAAAUUAUGAAAAAUUAUUUGAUUUAUUAUUUUUAUCUAUAUUUAAAAUGAAUUUAACUUUACAUAGAUUAGAAAUUAUAUUAAAAUCAGCAUAUCAAAAUUUAUUACAAAAAAAAAACAAACCAAAAACUUUAGUAAUAAAUUUGGAAUAUGCUUUAAGAUAUAUGAAGAAUAGUAAUUCAGGUUUGGUAUCCAUAGGUCAACAGGAAUUAAUAUUAAAAUUAAUUGAGAAUAAGAAUAAUUUAUUAGAUGUAUAUAAUAAAUUAAAUUUAUUAAAAGAUCAAUUAUUUAAUUUAAAAAAUAUAGUUUUAGUAAUAGAUGGGAACUUUUCUAAGGUUCAUAAUAUUUUUUCAUGGUAUGAUAAAUGGUUUACAAUUAAAAAUAUGCAAACAUGUGAAUAUACAAUAAAUAAUCCGAUUAUUGAUUUUAAUUUUGAUUCAGAUAUUAGUAACACGUGUGAAUCUUUUAAAUAUCUUGACCAAAGCACCAAAACACAACAACAUAAAGAACAACAACAUAAAGAAGAACAUAAAGAAGAACAACAUAAAGAAGAACAACAUAAAGAACAACAACAUAAAGAACAACAACAUAAAGAACAACAACAUAAAGAACAACAACAUAAAGAACAACAACAUAAAGAACAAAAUAAUGAUGAUAUAAAUUCUUAUAAUUAUUGUAACCAUAUCUGUAAUAAUGAAGAAGAAGAAAAUGAAUCCAGCAAAUAUAUCUCCUUAGGACCUAAUCAACAUAAAAGUUUAAAAGAAUAUUUAGAUACCCAAUUUGAAGCAGAUGAUAAACAUUUUGAAAUGAACUAUAUUAAAGAUAAAGCAUACAACGGUGUUGUAUGCGGAAUUAAGAGUACAGAUGUUUCUUAUUUAAAAUUAACUAUAAAAGCCCCUUCAGGAUAUGAUAAUAAAUAUUAUUGUUGUUUAUUAGUUCUAAGAGAAUUCUUUUCAAUGACUGAAGGACCAUUAUAUAAUAGUAUUAGAGGAGGUGGGUUUGCAUAUGAAUGUGCUUUAGAAUAUAAUUGUAUUUUGGGUGAAGUUAGUUUACGUAUUUAUAGAUCAAGUGAUAUAAUAAGUGCUUUAAGAGAAGCUAUCAAAAUAUUGAAGUAUUAUUGCAAUAAUGAAAUGAAAGAAAACGAAUUAUCUAUUGCUAAAAGUAGUGCUUAUUAUAGUAUCUUUAAUAACCAAGAAACCGUUAGUGAUCGUGCUAGCCAAACUAUCUUUUUAAGCUUAAAAAAUUUAAAUUUAAAUUUUUAUCAAGAAUUAUUAUCAAAUGUUGAAAAAAUUACAACAAAAGAUAUGCUAUAUGUUUGUCAAACAUAUGUAUCAAAAAUUGUAAACUUUAAAAUCGAUAAAAAAAAUGCACUCAUGGGAUCAACCUUAUCUAUAAUAUGUUGUUCAGAAAAAACGGAAGAAAUUGUUAAUGCUCUUAAACAAAAAAAUGAUAUAAUAAAUUUUGGUGAUAUCUGUAAUGUAGACGUAACACAAUUAUAUCAAUUUUUUAAAACCUAUGAUAUUAUCUCAGCAUUAAAAUUACCAUCUUAUAAAGAUAAUCUUUAUGGAAAUCAUACAAAUGUGUUAAAUGAUCAUAACGUAUUGGAACAAGAUAACAUAUUGGAUGAAGACAACACACCAGAUGAUGACAACACACCAGAUGAUGACAACACACCAGAUGAUGAUAACACAUCAGAUGAUGAUAACACGUCAGAUGAUGAUAACACGUCAGAUGAUGAUAACACGUCAGAUGAAUGUUUCGAGAUUUCUUGUUGUUCAGUACAUUCCGAGGACGACAGCUAUCCAGGUUCAUCAGACCAUGAGAAAUUAUAA
Plasmodium reichenowi is the source of this 4389-nucleotide messenger RNA. RefSeq names its product insulinase, putative. Gene Ontology annotation, molecular function: metal ion binding. The transcript has a single exon. The record is from RefSeq and is a predicted model, not a curated record. NCBI's taxonomy places the organism in Eukaryota, Apicomplexa, Aconoidasida, Haemosporida, Plasmodiidae. Bases 1 to 4389 code for a protein of 1462 amino acids.